UGUUCAUUUAAGCAAAAAUCAUUACACAAAGCAAUCUAUAUCUCUCAGAAAUCAAUGUCGACUUUGUCUUCCUCAGCGUCGAUAACUUCAUCUUCAUCUUCUUCUUCCACUAUGAAGGUUCAUCAUGUUCAUCUCAUCGGCUACCUUGGAGCUCUGCUUCUUCUUUUGAGUUCAUUGAGCCAUUGUAGCGGAGCCACGGAAUAUCCAUACCCUAAGGCUUAUGACACAUCAAACCUCAACCGCAGCAGCUUUCCAGAUGGUUUCAUCUUUGGGGCCGGAUCUUCAUCGUACCAAUACGAAGGUGCAGCGCAUGAAGAUGGAAGAGGCCCCGGAAUAUGGGAUACUUUCACUUCCAAAUAUCCAGAAAAAAUUGCUGACAGGAGCAACGGGGACGUGGCUAUCGACUCAUACCACAGAUAUAAGGAAGAUGUAGCGAUCACAAAGGAGAUGGACUUGGAUUCUUACAGAUUAUCAAUCUCAUGGCCUCGGAUAUUGCCUAAGGGAAAGCUAAGUGGCGGCGUCAAUCACAAAGGAAUCAAAUACUACAACAACCUCAUCAAUGAGCUCCUCGCAAAUGGGAUUCAGCCCUUUGUGACUCUAUUCCAUUGGGACGUUCCUCAAACUCUAGAAGAUGAGUAUGGCGGUCCAUUAAGUCCUCUAUUCGCGAAUGAUUUCCGAGAUUUCGUGGACCUUUGCUUCAAAGAGUUUGGUGACCGUGUGAAGCACUGGAUAACAUUGAACGAGCCGCAUGCCUUUACUAAUGGUGGCUAUGCACAAGGGAUUCUGGCACCAGGUCGAUGUUCCGAGUGGCAACAAUUGAAUUGCACUGGUGGGAAUUCAGCCACAGAACCAUAUUUGGUGUCACACCAUCUGCUUCUAGCUCAUGCGUUUGCCGUUAAGUUGUACAGGGAGAAAUAUCAGGAAUCUCAAAAGGGAAGGACAGGGAUAACGCUAGAUGCGACCUGGAGCGUGGCUUACUCAAAUUCAAAGCAAGACCAUGAUGCUGCAGUACGAUCCUUGGAUUUCAAUCUUGGUUGGCUUCUCAACCCCUUGACAUUUGGUCAUUACCCACAUAGUAUGCGUGCUAUAGUCGGAAAUAGGCUUCCAAAGUUCACAAAGGAGCAAUCAUUGAUGCUGAAGGGCUCAUUCGAUUUUCUUGGAAUAAACUAUUAUACGUCUUACUAUGCUCGUCCAGCUCCUCCAGUGAACGGUCCGAACAUAAGCUACACGACUGAUGCCCUAGUCCAACAACUAACUGAGCGAAAUGGAAUUCCGAUCGGCCCACAGGCGGCUUCAAAUUGGCUCUUUGUUUACCCAAAGGGAAUACGAGAUCUUUUGGUGUACAUAAAGAAUAAGUACGGAAAUCCAGAAAUUUAUAUUACUGAAAAUGGAGUAGAUGAGCCGAACAAUUCUACACUGCCACUGGAGCAACAACUAGCCGACAACAAGAGGAUAGACUACCACUAUAAGCAUCUCUCAUACGUCCUGAGAGCUAUCGGGGAAGGCGUUCGAGUGAAGGGUUACUUCGCGUGGUCAUUGAUGGACGACUUUGAAUGGGGUUCUGGUUACACGGUUCGGUUCGGGAUCAACUACGUGGAUUAUGAGAAUGGACUGAAACGAUAUCCCAAAUACUCGUCCUUCUGGUUCAAAAACUUUCUCAACAAGUACUAGCUUGGCAGGACCACACAAAGAAGUACUAAAAUAAAACAAAAUUAUGAAAUAAAAUAAAAUAAAAUGGAAAUGAGGGCUAAACAAUUAAGCAGAUAUAUGGGGUUCUGUAUAAUUUGGUCAACGGAGUUUUUCCUUUCAAAAUGACGCAUUUUCUUGUAAUACCAGAAACUGAUAUUUUAAUUAAAUUAUUUAUUGAUAAUAAUUUUAUUAAUUUUA
Messenger RNA from Punica granatum (pomegranate), 1887 nucleotides. Lineage: Eukaryota; Viridiplantae; Streptophyta; Magnoliopsida; Myrtales; Lythraceae. The record is from RefSeq and is a predicted model, not a curated record.